Messenger RNA from Pomacea canaliculata, 3759 nucleotides. Its product is annotated as nuclear export mediator factor NEMF-like. The record is from RefSeq and is a predicted model, not a curated record. Bases 97 to 3456 code for a protein of 1119 amino acids. Gene Ontology annotation, biological process: rescue of stalled cytosolic ribosome; ribosome-associated ubiquitin-dependent protein catabolic process. Gene Ontology annotation, cellular component: RQC complex. Lineage: Eukaryota; Metazoa; Mollusca; Gastropoda; Architaenioglossa; Ampullariidae. Gene Ontology annotation, molecular function: ribosomal large subunit binding; tRNA binding. The transcript is spliced from 33 exons.
GUUGGUGAAAUAGCAACUUGGGAAAGCGAAAGUCUUUUGCUGUUGUCCACGAACCAUUAUUUUUUCUACUUGGCAUUUCGUAACAGACCAUUCAAAAUGAAGAGCAGGUUUACCACACUAGAUAUAACCGUUAUUGUCAAGGAAUUAAGAAGGUUUCUGGGAAUGCGAGUAGUCAAUAUUUAUGAUGUUGACAACAAGACCUAUCUCAUAAAAAUUGCCAAGCCUGAUGACAAAGCCAUCAUUUUGCUUGAAUCAGGCAUUCGCCUACACAGCACAGCAUUUGACUGGCCAAAAAAUCCUGCCCCUUCUGGUUUCUCCAUGAAGAUGCGAAAACAUUUAAGAGGUAGGAGAUUUGAGAAGAUUGAGCAGCUGGGCACUGAUCGAAUAGUGGACAUGCAGUUUGGAUCUGGGGAGGCAGCUUAUCAUGUCAUACUAGAGCUGUAUGACAGGGGAAACAUUGUGUUGACUGACAGCGAAUACACAAUCCUCAACAUUCUACGUCCACGUACAGACAACAGUCAAGAUGUUAGGUUUGCAGUGCGGGAGUUAUAUCCCAUUGCUGCUGCCAAAAAUCACGAAAUGCCUACAGAGGAAAAAUUAGUGCACAUUCUGAUGACAGCAAAAGAAGGUGACUCUCUUAAGAGAGCUCUGAUACCACAUCUUGAUUAUGGCCCAGCAGUGAUUGGACAUUGUCUGCUGACAGAAGGCAUGUCUGAAGAUGCUAAGAUUGGCAAAGACUUUAGCAUAUCUGCAGACAUAAAAAAAUUAAUGACAGCCAUAGAAACUGCAGAAAGCUUAAUGUCACAACUUUCUUCACAGCCAUGCAAGGGCUUCAUUACACAGAGGAUGGACAAGAAACCAAAUCCAAAGGAAGGGGAAAGCACAGAAUUAGCAACAUAUGAGGAAUUCCACCCUUACCUGUUUCUUCAACUUCAAAACAAGCAAUAUCUAAUAUACGAUAUGUUUGAUAAAGCAGUUGAUGAGUUCUUCUCCAAGAUCGAAAGCCAAAAACUAGAUGUCAAGAUGCUGCAGCAGGAGAAAGCAGCACUGAAAAAGCUUGAUAAUGUUAAGAAAGACCACGAAAAGCGAGUCGGUGAGCUGCAAAAAGAACAGGAAUCUGAUAUCGUCAGAGGUCAGCUUAUUGAAAUGAACUUGGAAAUGGUUGACCAAGCCAUUUUAAUAGUUCGAAGUGCUUUGGCAAAUCAGAUUGACUGGACAGAAAUUGAUCAGAUAGUAAAAGAAGCACAGCUGAAUGGAGAUGCCGUUGCAAAGACAGUAGUUGGCCUCAAGCUUGAUUCCAACCACAUAACAUUGCUUCUACAGGACCCUUAUGAAGGUGGAGAUUCAGAUGAUGAAGAUUAUCAGCCUCUCAAACCACAAAAAAUUGACAUUGACUUGGCUCUCAGUGCUUAUGCCAAUUCAAGAAAGUACUUUGAGAGAAAAAGACAAGCUGCGAAAAAAGAAAUGAAAACAUUAGAAGCAUCUCAAAAGGCUUUGAAAUCUGCAGAGAAGAAAACAAAGGAGACAUUGAAAGAUAUGGCUACUGCAGUUAGCAUCAAUAAGACCAGAAAGACAUACUGGUUUGAAAAGUUUCUGUGGUUCAUCACUUCUGAAAACUAUUUGGUUAUUGGUGGACGGGAUCAACAGCAGAAUGAGAUGAUCGUAAAACGUCAUCUAAAGCCUGGUGACCUCUAUGUACAUGCAGAUUUGCAUGGAGCUAGCAGUGUGGUCAUCAAGAACCCUUCAGGUGAACCUGUGCCCCCAAAGACACUAAAUGAAGCCGGGACAAUGGCUAUCUGCAAUAGUGCUGCAUGGGAUGCAAAAGUGGUGACAAGUGCAUGGUGGGUUUACCAUGAUCAGGUGUCCAAGACGGCUCCUUCAGGAGAGUAUCUAACCACUGGUAGCUUCAUGAUCAGAGGGAAAAAAAAUUACCUGCCACCAUCAUAUCUGAUCUAUGGAUUUGGGUUUCUGUUCAAACUUGAAGAUGGGAGCAUUCCAAGACACAUGGGAGAACGCAGAGUGCGUACCACUGAGGAGGAUAGUCUUUCCCAAGUUGACUCUCAUGCAUCUGAAGCAGAAAGUGAACUAAGCUUGAAUUUGGAGGAAGAGAACAGCAAGAAUGGCAGCAAUAAAGAGUGCAGUAGUAAUAGCAGCAAUGAUACAGAUGAUGAUGAUCAUGAAAGUGAUUAUCAUGAUGAUGAAGUCAGCAAGCCUGCUUUAGAUUCACCUCAUGAAGUCACAGUAACUAGUUGUCCAGACUCUGUGAGUAGUGAAAGCCAAAAGGAGAUUCAGGUGGACAAGAAUAAUGCUUUUUCAGAAGAUAAGGGAAAGGAUUGCAGCUUGGGCAAUGAUACUGAUGAUGACAAACAGCCUCACACAGCAGCUGCUGCUAUUGAAUUUCCAGACACCUCCAUAACCCUUAUGCAUAUUAAAGGAGACAAGUAUGAGCUCCAGCGAGGAACAAGCAUGUCUAGCACUGUAUCGGAGACAGACAGUACUGUAAUCUACUUGGGAGAUGAUAAGCCUGUUGUAUUUGGAGAGAAGGGUGGUAACAGAGGAGGAGGACGUCUAUCAGCCAGACAAAGACGAGAACUGAGAAAAACAAAAAAAAGUGGGGAACCUAUGAAACAAACUGUAGACGGAGAAGAAGAAACAGUGUCUUGGCUUCAUGAAGUGAAAGAUGAAAACCAGCUAAAAAAUCAACAGGAGUAUAAAAACAAGGUUGCCCAGCAGGAUGAUUGUGAAAAGCAGGAGGAGGAACUUUUACCUAAAUCAAGCAGGCAAGAACCUCAUCAUCCUAACCAGCAGCAGCAGCAGCAGCAGCAGCUGCAGCAGCUGAAACGAGGCCAGAAAGGUAAGCUGAGAAAAAUAAAAGAAAAGUAUGGUGACCAAGAUGAAGAGGAAAGAAGAAUUCGUAUGGAGAUUCUAGCAUCUUCAGGUACCCACAAAGAAAAAAAAAAGAAGGGGAAAAAAGGAAAAGAUGAGAUAACAUCAAAGAGUGGAAAACCAGCUGGACGACCGCAUACUGGUAAACAGGAACCUCGGCCAUCUUCAUUAAAGACAAAUGGAACUUUGAAUCCCGACCUUAUAGAAGGUACAGCAGACCCAGCCUCAGAUGGUGAGCAAGUUGGAGCAGAUGAAGAAACUCAGAAAACAGAUGACAUUCAGAUUCUUAACUCAUUGACUGGUCAGCCUCAUCCUGAGGAUGAACUUUUGUAUGCCAUUCCUUGCUGUGCUCCAUACAAUGCUAUGACCAACUACAAGUUCAAGGUGAAAUUGUUACCAGGGACUACUAAAAGAGGGAAAGCGGCCAAAAUGGCGAUCAACAUGUUCCAGCAUGAUAAGAUGGCAAGUGCCCGAGAAAAAGAUCUCCUUCGAAUAAUGAAGGAUGCUGACAUAUCUCGAAAUAUGCCAGGAAAAGUCAAAGUAGCAGCCCCAAGUCUUCACAAAAGAUGAUUCUUAAACCAGGACUUUUUGCCCUCCCCCACCCCUCUCAAACUAUCCCUGUCAGCAGCUUCCACAGACGCAUCUUUAAAUAUUGCAGAGCAAUCAGAGCUUCUGUUUCGGUGUGCAGAUAAACAUUGGAUCAUUUUGAAAAGGAGUUAAAGCUGCAUUUUUUGGAAUUAUAAUGAAGUAUUUUCUUUUGUGUUCUUGGAAUAACCCUGAUAUACUACUACAAGGCUAGUAAGGUAAAUGUUAUGCUAGAAAACAAGAUUUGUACAAUUCUACAGACUGAAGUAAAGUGGGCUUUCAAAACUU